Molecule: messenger RNA, 1521 nt
Organism: Mollisia scopiformis
Lineage: Eukaryota; Fungi; Ascomycota; Leotiomycetes; Helotiales; Mollisiaceae
Exons: 2
Coding region: 1-1521 (506 amino acids)
Source: RefSeq, a predicted model, not a curated record
AUGACGUCUUGGCACCGCUUCCCCACAGAGAUUCGUCUCACCAUCUUGGAAUUCUUAUUACUACAAGACGGUUGUAGCUUGGCUACUUUCACUACAGUAUCACGAGAGUGGCAGACAACCAUCGAGCGGCAUACCUUCUCCCGGAUAAAGCUGACGUCGUCCCGCGUCGCCGAUUUUGCCUCGAUAGUUCAUCGCAACAGGCAUCUCGUGCGCUACAUUUGGCUUUGCUUGGAACUCCAAGAAUACAACUGCACCGGAUGCGAACCUCGAGAUCCAGAGUUGUGGACCCUAAGCCACGCGGAAAAUGUCUUAAUCACAGCUGCGUUCCAAGAUCUCUUCUCAGCACUUAGCGUGUGGGAACAAUCGGCAGAUAGUAGCUUACUGCUAGAUAUCAGUGUCUACUCGCCCAGCGACUCAGAGCAUUGCUUCAAAUAUCUGACCUUUGAGCCUGAUGUCACUUCCUACAUGCGCUGGCGGGAUCAAUCCGUAGCGCAGUCGAUGCUGGUCAAAGCUACUACCGAUCACCGCCAUGGAUGGGUUGCUGGUAUUCGAACUUCCAUUCCCGACUCUCACGCUAUCGACAGAGUCUUUGGGGAGAUCAUGAGCGAGGGACCGUUUGAUGACGAAGAAGAAGAGGGCCAGUGGUGGCAGCAACUGCCAUUAGUCCCAGCAGUAACAGGUGUGCUCCUCCGUCAACAGACCCGGCGACGAUGGAAGCCGGCCGCAUUGGCACAUAUGUUUUCCCGUCUGCCUGGGCUCCAGGAAAUCCAAUACGAACCUUGGAGAGAAUGGGCCGGUGUUCAACAGCGGUGGACGGACAAAUCCUUUCAACUUCUUCUUGAAUCUCUCUCUACCGAUCGACUACGGAGGCUUGUGCUCUUCGAGAAUUUCGACCAAACGUACCCAGCUAGCUACAUGAAUCUGGGCUGUGACCCUAAACGAAUACCAUCCUCUCAUGUCAGCCGAGCAGUUGCCAACGCCAGUCUCAAGCUCGAGCACCUCUCGGCGUCAUUCAUAGUAAAAGCCAGCCAUUUCUUCGCUGCUCGAGAACUUUCCUGGACGUGGCCCAAUUUAACCUGGCUUGCGCUGACGUCACGACUGCUCGUGCCACAAGGGGGGAGCCAGACGGAGUUGGAUGACAUGCUCCAGUCAGCAGCAGUAGCGGCUAUGGAAAUGCCGAAUCUUGAAACGAUGGAAUUAUGGAACGGAGAAAAGGGAUUGGCGAUGCUCUUCAGGUACCAGCGCGCUGAGCAAGGGCAAGGACAACUUGCUGUAAUAACCUGCAGAGGUACAUGGGAAUUGACCUUGCGCCCUGUCGUGCUCCAGGCUUGGGACGCCGUAGCAUUGAGGCAUCGCGGUCAAGGACAUAUCGUUGUCAAGGAGUUGCUUGAUGCCGGCGUUCGUGUCAUGUCUCAUGGCGAUGCCAUAGGCCAUUUGAAACUGUCGAGGCCGGUCAUUCGCCCUGUCUCAUUGCGGCAGAUUCAGAUGGAGCACAUGAUUCGCGAAGGAUUGCAAAACUAA